Molecule: messenger RNA, 768 nt
Organism: Mangifera indica (mango)
Lineage: Eukaryota; Viridiplantae; Streptophyta; Magnoliopsida; Sapindales; Anacardiaceae
Product: nicotinamidase 1-like
Exons: 5
Coding region: 1-573 (190 amino acids)
Biological process (GO): pyridine nucleotide salvage
Molecular function (GO): nicotinamidase activity
Source: RefSeq, a predicted model, not a curated record
AUGGUAACUUCACUUCCUAAUACUAUUGUUUCAUCAACAAAGUUUAAUUUUAUGAGUGGAAAAUUUGCGUUUCUUGAUUCUCAUCAUCCUGAUAUCCCUGAGCCUCCCUAUCCUCCUCAUUGUAUUAAUGGAACAGAUGAAGCUGAGCUUGUUCCUGCACUGAAAUGGUUGGAGAAUAACUCUAAUGUAACACUUAGGCGCAAGGAGUGUAUUGAUGGAUUUCUUGGCUCUUUUGAGAAAGAUGGAUCCAAUGUCUUUGUAAGUUGGGUGAAGAAUAAUCAAAUUAAAAUUGUAAAUAUUGGUGUAGGGAUAUGCACAGACAUAUGUGUGCUUGAUUUUGUAUGUUCCACACUGUCUGCCAGAAAUCGUCGUUUUCUUGGUCCUCUGGAGGAUGUAAUUGUGUAUUCACCUGGUUGUGCAACUUACGAUUUGCCUGCUCAUGUUGCCGAUACUAUCCCAGAUGCUCUGGCUCACCCACAGGAUUUGAUGCAUCACAUUGGACUCUACAUGGCAAAGGGAAGGGGAGCCAAGGUAGUAUCAGAGGUGUCCUUUGAUGCAGUGAAAGAGCCAUGAUCAUAACCCGGUGUAGGCGCUGGAUAGUAAAUAUAUUUUUUUUUCUUAAUACUGAUGUUAAAUAUUGAUAUGGUUUAGUGAGGUUUGUGAAAGUGGAAAUGUUUUCUAUGCUUCGGUUGGAAUUCUUGAAUGACUACAGUAGUGUAAAGAUGUUACCAUACUUAUUUGCAGUAUAUAAUAUGGGAAAUUGUUGUA